CCGGCCCAUUGCGAGGGUGACAGGAAACCCUGUGCAGGGAGCGCCGCCAUCUUGGACCAGCCCGAGGAAGAUCCUGAGGGAGCCGCAGGAGCAGUCGCCGCUGCCACCGCUACUGCCGCCCGUGCGCCUGCACCUCCGGGCCAGCCCGCCUACCUGCCGGGGCCUCGGCCGACCGCCCCCACCCCCUCUCCCGCCGCGUCCUCCCUGCUCUUCCUCGUCCUGACGCCCCCCUCCCGCCCGGAAAGCUGCCCAGCCACCAGCAGCCCCCCAGUGCCACCAUGGCAACUGCACCAUACAACUACUCUUACAUCUUUAAAUAUAUUAUUAUUGGGGACAUGGGAGUAGGAAAAUCUUGCUUGCUUCAUCAGUUUACAGAAAAAAAAUUUAUGGCUGAUUGUCCUCACACAAUUGGUGUUGAAUUUGGUACAAGAAUUAUUGAAGUUAGUGGCCAAAAAAUCAAACUGCAGAUAUGGGAUACAGCAGGACAAGAGCGGUUUAGAGCUGUUACACGAAGCUACUACAGAGGAGCUGCAGGUGCACUUAUGGUGUAUGAUAUCACUAGAAGAAGUACAUAUAACCAUUUAAGCAGCUGGUUGACAGAUGCAAGGAAUCUCACCAAUCCAAAUACUGUAAUAAUUCUCAUAGGAAAUAAAGCAGAUUUGGAGGCACAGAGAGAUGUUACGUAUGAAGAAGCCAAACAGUUUGCUGAAGAAAAUGGCUUAUUGUUCCUUGAAGCAAGUGCAAAAACGGGAGAGAAUGUAGAAGAUGCUUUUCUGGAGGCUGCCAAGAAAAUCUAUCAGAACAUUCAGGAUGGAAGCCUGGAUCUGAAUGCUGCUGAGUCUGGUGUACAACACAAACCCUCAGCCCCACAGGGAGGCCGGCUAACCAGUGAACCCCAACCCCAAAGAGAAGGCUGUGGCUGCUAGUGACCUCUUUGUUGUGGCCCCUCAUUUGACCUUUCAUCUCUAUCUGUUGGAAGCAGUACUUUUUACUGCCUCGUUGUCUUCUGUACAUCUUACUGGGUUUAAUUAAAAGAGAAAAAACUCUGUUGUAAAAACAGUUUAACACAAUACUAAACUGCUAAACAACUAGAUGUAAUCAGGUUAUCAAAGGCAAGUAGAGUAAUAAAUCUCUCCUGCAUGGUAAAUCUAGACUUUUUUUCCCCCCUUGAUUGUCCUCGUGAUAGGUAUGUCACCAAUAUAUGAUUUAAACUGAGCACUGAUGCUGGACUUCACAAUUUUUACCCUCCCUCUUUUGCAAGGCUUUGUCUUACUGUACGGUUUAAUUUGAUGAUAUCUCCGGCCUUUCUUCCCAUCUUUAACUGUACGAGUAUGUCUCUUUGUAGCUGAUAAGUUCAUUGCUGUGAAAUGACUUCUGAUGGUAGAGAAGGGGUUCUAUAACUGCUUUUGUUUUUGUUGAAUAAAUUCCAUUGUGGGGUGGCAUUUUUCUUCAUAUUUGCUUCUGUCUUAGCCUUGCACAGGGAAAAAUAUCCAUUUAUCUUUUCUCUUGUGCUUAAUAGCUUUAUUUUUUUUUACAUGAUUUUAUCCUUUUCUCUUUAACAAAGUAAAUAUGUAUAAAAUUUGAAGGAACCGAACUAACAACAUUCUGUGUAUAUUAUUUUAAUGAAGAAAAUAAAUUGAUUACUGGCAUUGGAACAGUAUAAAAUACCAGUUUGUACAGUAUGACCUGUAUGUGACCAUGUUAUUCCCUUCCAUUUCACACAAGGAAAUAGACACAACUGCAGUUCACAAGUAGUACUGGCUACACCCUUGGUGCUGGCAGUUUGAGGACGCUGUGCUGGAAAAGAGCUCCUAGCGUCAGCAGAUUAACACUAGCAGAUUCUGUUCCAUCUUUGCACUGUGGCUUACCUGCUGAUUUUCUUAACUCUUCUUGUGCAAUUGGCAAUGUGCUAACCUGCUUUUCUCUUUUUGUAAACAUUUUGCAUUACAGGCUGCAUUCUUGCCUUACUGUAUAGAAAAAGAAAACAGGCUGGAUUUAUUAUUGCACAUUUUAAGCUUUUAUACCUUUAUCUUCUUGGAAUGGUCAGAUUCUAAACCAGAUAGCCAGAACCACAAGUCAGCUAUUAAGGGAUUUUAAAUUGUGCAUUUUUAACACUGUAGUGAAAUAAUCCAGGGUUAUCCCUUGUGUUGGUAUGAGGGGCUAUUUUAUAUCAUGUUGGCAUAAAUUGUUUUGUAAAUGGGAAAGUGUUUCUAAUGGUGUUUCAGUGUUUGUGCUGAUAAGUUACACUUUGCACUAGGUGGUUUGGCCACUGGAAUAUGCAUUGUAAGAGAAUCUUCUUUAGACAACAGACAUUUGUUUACUAAGUUUGUUUCUGUUGAUGUCUAACUGAGUGUAUGGUUCAGUGGCGGGCAGUUGGGAAGUUAUCUGAAGUAUAGGACAGGUAAACCCCAGCGUAUCUCAUAAAAUGCACUCAGUUCAACUGCUGUGUUUAAAGUACACAUUUAAAAUCCCUCUUUACAGACACUAAAGUAAAAUUACAUCUCUCUGGGUUAUACACAUGUAGUUCCAGAGUAUUGUACAAUGUUAAAGCCAAAACUAGAAUGUGCAGAAAAUAGGAUUUGGAUGGUUUGUGGACUCAUCUUUAUUUUUGUCUUUAACUUUUUAAAAAAUAAGAUUUCUGGAGUAGAUUGACAUGUUCUGUUAAAGACUUACAGUGAUCCAUUUUGCUUACGCUGUUGCAUCACUAGGGAUUCACCCAGGGACCAUGACCUGCUGGUGUGUGUAUAUAUUUACAAAACAAGACAAACCACCCAUUGGGACAUAAGGUGUAGCAAUCACAAACUGAAGACUUUGGCUUAUUUAGGUGCAAUACCGAUUCCCAAAGUUAAUUACAGUGGGUCUGUUUUUGUGACAGAAGGAUUUCAGACUGCUGUACUCUUCAUUUGAUGUAACAAAAUGCUAUUAAUCUAAAUAUUUGUAAAUAAAGUACCUGUAUCUAGAUUAAAUUAAAA
Molecule: messenger RNA, 2972 nt
Organism: Heterocephalus glaber (naked mole-rat)
Lineage: Eukaryota; Metazoa; Chordata; Mammalia; Rodentia; Bathyergidae
Gene: Rab14
Product: RAB14, member RAS oncogene family
Biological process (GO): endocytic recycling; Golgi to endosome transport; defense response to bacterium
Cellular component (GO): trans-Golgi network; phagocytic vesicle; recycling endosome
Molecular function (GO): GTP binding; GTPase activity
Source: RefSeq, a predicted model, not a curated record